Messenger RNA from Synchiropus splendidus (mandarinfish), 728 nucleotides. Its product is annotated as protein FAM237A-like. The record is from RefSeq and is a predicted model, not a curated record. Bases 193 to 666 code for a protein of 157 amino acids. The transcript has 3 exons. Lineage: Eukaryota; Metazoa; Chordata; Actinopteri; Syngnathiformes; Callionymidae.
UCCCUCCUCUUCUGACCUGACGAACCCCUCACGUUAGGCACAAGGAAGCUCGCGCUCAUUCACAAAGUUCAUCCAUUCACCUCGAGCUCGAGGCUGCUCAGGAGGAGGAGGGGAUGCGGGUGCAGUGACGUCAAACAAACAGAUAACUUGCCAAACUCACUUCAGCACUGUUGAUUCCUCUCACCUUUCGACAUGGAGCCCCUCUUCUUGAACACCCCGGUGGCCGCCGUCAUCGUCCUGAGCGUCAUCAGCGCCGUGACCCUUCAGGACCCGCAGUCGGCCCGAGUGGACCCGCUGACGGUGCAGAGGACGAACCCCCAGUGUUGGGACUCGUCCUCGGCUCUGCUGCUGGAGACGUUCACCCCGAGGAUCGCGGACUCGGUGCCCUUGCUCUGGGACCUGAUGGUCUUCCUGCGGUCCUCGGAGAACCUCAAACACCGGGAGCUGUUCUGGAACCUGGCCGGCAUCUUCUGGGACAACUACGUGGAGUGCGUGACGUCACGGAGCCACGGCCUGGGCCGCAGACAUGUGACCUCCGCAGGCCUCAGCGCAGACAGUUCCUCCAGUCGCGGGUCAAACUCCUGGGCCAGAUUCAGGAUGAGAUGCCGACGUCUCAUCAAAGCAGUGAGGAGCAAGCCUGAACUCUACCCGCCGCAGCACAAAUAGCCCAUGUUUGUACAUCUCCAGGUGGACACUAGCAUCUCGUUGAAGCUGUCCUCAUUAUAUAU